AUGGAUUUUCCAAAGACUGAAAAGCUGAAACUUGAACUUUUUCCAAAAGGGCUUCAUUUUUCUAUUUCUGAACUUCUUCUCGAGUUAGUUAAUGAGCAGGAGGAGUUUUCCAGGGCAUUGAAAAGGGUUGAGCUUCUUCGUGAUGUCGCGCACGAUCAACUGAACGCUGGAAAAUACUCUGACGUUGACGUUAAAUGGCGGCGCGCUUACUAUCUCUUCUCAUUUGUGGAGGCGUUUUGCAAAUUUCGCAUGAAUCAGAGCUCCGUAGAAAUUUUGAAGAGCUGCGAUGAAGGGCUUCUAAUGGGAGCACCUGUUGACGGAUUCAUGCAGCAUCCGCUUUUGGAACAGGUGCCCGAAUUGUAUGAUGACAUUGAAUUUCCUGACUACUGUUUUACCAAUUCCUCCGACGACCCUGAAGUGAAUGCAUGGAUAGGCCCAGCCGGGACAGUUUCAAGCUUGCACACGGACAACAAGUUCAAUUUGUUCGCCCAAAUUCGCGGAAAGAAAUACUUUGUUCUCGCCGACCCAAAAUACUCUUCCUUGAUACCUACUGUCAGCAAGGUAAUGUUCAAUUCAAGCAAGUUGGAAGUCGAGGACAAAGAGGUUUGGGACAAUUCUGGGGUGGUCUUUGAAGAUUGCAUUGUCCAAGAAGGAGAUCUUCUGUAUAUACCAAAGCUGUAUUGGCACUAUGUUCGCUCAUUGACACCGUCAAUAAGUCUGUCGAUUUGGUUUGAAUAA
Oikopleura dioica is the source of this 738-nucleotide messenger RNA. The record is from the annotation of a GenBank genome assembly. Lineage: Eukaryota; Metazoa; Chordata; Appendicularia; Copelata; Oikopleuridae.